AAGAUGGCGAACGUGCGGGAUAGUGACACAUCUUUGUGGCUCCACAAUAAACUCGGUACAUCGAAUGAUUCGUGGACCAGUGGCUCAAUUUGUACACAGUUAAACGCUGAAGUUCUGAAGAAUAUCAAGGAUUGUUUUCCAGACCUGCAAACACAAGUGAAAUUGAAAUUAUUGUUAAGUUUCUUUCAUAUCCCGCGCAGAAAUGUUGAAGAGUGGCGAAAUGAACUCGAAGAGAUUAUCGAAGUGGCAGCGGUGGACUCAGACUUAUGGGUGGCGAUGCUGGCCGAGGUCCUCAAGACGUUUCCCUCAGCGGGCACCCUCAACACCGAGAUAGCAGAGUUUGACGAGACCAGGCCCAUCUUCAGCGAUAUGAUCGGAGAGCUGAGACGGGCGCUGGCCAAACACUCUGACCUUGGACUGCUACCUCUUGAGUGCCUAUAUUUGAAUAAGAAUGCUUUAGUUUCUGUAGUGGGCCAGCAACCCAACGCAGUGAAACACUUCACCCUGAAACGGAAGCCCAAGUCCGUGGCUCUCCGCAGCGAACUCCUAGCCAAGGCUACCGAGGCCCAGGCCAACCAGAAGAAGGCGCAGGCGCCUACAGUGCCUGUUCGCAGUCGUGGCAUGCCUAGGAAGAUGACUGACACUACGCCGCUCAAAGGCCUGCCGUCCCGCUGGGCGGGCCGCGGCGGCGGCGGGGCGGGGCGGCCCCUCCCCGCGGUCCCGCGGCCCCCUCCCCGCGCGGGAAUCAAGCUGCUGGAUAUCACAGAGCAGCCCGCUACACACGCGCAGAUUAAGAAGCGCAGGAAGCUUGAAAUGGAGGAAGGCGCGAAAAAGGCCCCGCCCGCGGCUCCCGCGUCGCCGCCGCCGCCUGACUUCGCCAAGGGCCUGUUACCGGCCAAGACGGAACCAGAACCAGCUGCGGCGAGUGCGAGCGAACCGACGGCAGCAACAGAGGCGGCGCCCGAGCCCGCGCCGGAGUCCGAGCCAGCGCCGCCCGCGCCCGACCGCCCGCCGCCGCUCACCAGCCCGCUACUCGUGCAGGGCACGGGAGCGAAACCAAUCGUCCUGGGCCAACAGCCGAAGCUUCUAAUAGCGGGGCAGGCGGGCAAGCCGCUGCUGCUGUCAGCUCAGAACCUGCUCAACACCUCCGCCGUCAUCCUGCAGCCGGGCGGCAAGGCCGUGCUGCUGCAGAACAUCAAGCCGGUGACCCAAACGGUGGUGCAACCAGCGGCGGCGCGCAGUCAAGCGCCCGUGCCUGCAUUACACGCGGUGCAACCGCAACCGCCACCGCAGCCCGUGCAGCAGCCGCAGCCGCAGGUGCAAGCCGAGCGACCGGCAGCGGCCGCGACUCACGCCACGCCCAGUCCGCAAUUGCUCCCACGACGGGGGCUCUCACUCACGCGCGAGCAAAUGCUUGAAGCUCAGGAUAUGUUCCGGAACGCGAAUCGCGUCACGCGCCCCGAAAAAGCGCUUAUACUUGGCUUCAUGGCCGGCUCACGGGAUAACCCUUGUCCAAACCUAGGCAACAUAGUAACAAUAAAACUAUCAGAAAACAUAGAGAACGUUCUGCAAUCGGACGACACCUACCUCACAAUGCUCUCCGAAAUGCACUUCCAAAUGAACUACAACAACGGCCAGUGGACCCGGCUCAAGAAAUACCGGCACAUAGACGGAAUGGUGCCCCAAAAGAUACCACCCGGAUCUACGGUCAUAUCGGCGAAUAACCAGCAACCAGUUGUGUCUAUAGCUAACCAGAGCGUGAGUUAAGUCUUGAGUAUACAGUGUCGUAUUGUGGUUUUUCUAUUGCAUUAGAUAAUGUAACUUUACAACUUAAAACUAGACGAGCAAAAACAUGGAAUCACCCCAUUGUGUUUUGUUCCGAGCGAUCUUAAACUAAAUGACUAAAGUCCG
Molecule: messenger RNA, 1911 nt
Organism: Ostrinia furnacalis (Asian corn borer)
Lineage: Eukaryota; Metazoa; Arthropoda; Insecta; Lepidoptera; Crambidae
Gene: Nelf-A
Product: Negative elongation factor A
Exons: 11
Coding region: 4-1767 (587 amino acids)
Biological process (GO): negative regulation of transcription elongation by RNA polymerase II
Cellular component (GO): NELF complex
Source: RefSeq, a predicted model, not a curated record